GCUUCUUUUUCUGUUGAGGAAACAAAGCAGCUCUGGAGAGAUGUACUUCUGCUAGGCCAUUCAGUCUAAGAAUGGAAAUAUGUUUUUUGUCAUAUUUUGGUGACUCUGGAAAGGAGAAACCCUGUAAGAAUAGUUGAGAGAAGGACUGACUGUUUAGUCCAGUAAGCAAAGUAGAGAGAAGUCGUUGAGAAAAGAAUUCUAAGGAGAAUUCAAAAGGCAUCCCUAAACUCAUUAGCUGAAAAUCUUAGCUUUGAAGUCUGGCAGAACAUAUAUCUAACAAUUCACAGUCAUUUGUUGUGAUAUUUGACUGAGAAAACUGAAGACAGAGUUUCACAGCAGUUGUAUGAGAUGGCUCAGUUUAAAAGGGAGACUGAGAUGCAGGUGACCCUGAAGAUGGCCCCUUAACUAAGAAGUUCUUUCAUUGAGCAGCAAAAGGCAGCUAGAUCCAAAGUGAGAUCUGGGAUUGCCCUGUGCAACAAGCCUGAAUCAAGAGGCAAAGAAUGCAAAGACUCAGUAAAAUGGAGUUAAUCUCUUUUCAAAUUGAAAAAGAUGAAAAGGGACUGGGAAUCCUUAUUCGUCUCUUCUAUGAUCCAGCAGACAAGGAGGAGAAGGAACCAGGUGUCUUUAUCAUGGAAAUUGUCAAAGGAGGAGCAGCCCAUAAAUCUGGAAAGUUCCAAUUAUUUGACCAAAUCAUUAAUGUCAAUGGUACAAGUCUAAUAGGAUUAACCAAAGAAGAAAUUGACUCUACUUUUAAAAAAAUGGAACAUAGUGUCUGGAUUCAAAUUGGACGAGAGUCACCUGAGAACACCAAGCAACUCAUCAAACACUUAAUGAAAGAGGAAGAAAGGAAAAGAGGUUUCCUUGAUUCAGCGAAACAGGAAAGAGGUGAAACUAACAGAAUUACUGAAAAGGAAACCCCAAAUUAUGAAGCUUCAACUCUGGCAUCACUCUGGAGAAACAGAGAAAUCGAAUUCAAAAAAAGAGAACUAGCAACAAAAAGUGCUCUGAAAAAAAAAGUUCAGAAAGAUACUGAAUUCCUCAAAACAGCAUAUGCCACGAUCGCAGAAGCUGAAGCUAAAUUAUCAAUAUAUGAAAAGAAAAACAGAAUUAGGAUGGACAUGGAGCCAAAGUUGGAAGAAAAAGAAUAUCCACCCAUAAACUCUUCCAGAGGAAUGAUAGAGAUCCAUGAAUCUUCCAAUUUGGAUGCAAAAAAUAAGAGAACAUCACCUAUGCAAAGAUCACUACUGGUAAAGGCUGCAAGAAGGUUUGCAAGAUGGUUCCGGUAAUACUUCUGCUUUUGCCUUUUAAUAGCAAAAUUAAAACUGAAUAAAUAAAAGUUUCUUCCUGCUUGGCAUU
Molecule: messenger RNA, 1356 nt
Organism: Sarcophilus harrisii (Tasmanian devil)
Lineage: Eukaryota; Metazoa; Chordata; Mammalia; Dasyuromorphia; Dasyuridae
Product: neurabin-2-like
Exons: 9
Coding region: 501-1286 (261 amino acids)
Biological process (GO): actin filament organization; neuron projection development; calcium-mediated signaling
Cellular component (GO): actin cytoskeleton; postsynaptic density; dendrite
Molecular function (GO): actin filament binding
Source: RefSeq, a predicted model, not a curated record